Molecule: messenger RNA, 852 nt
Organism: Mytilus trossulus (common blue mussel)
Lineage: Eukaryota; Metazoa; Mollusca; Bivalvia; Mytilida; Mytilidae
Product: angiopoietin-4-like
Exons: 5
Coding region: 1-852 (283 amino acids)
Source: RefSeq, a predicted model, not a curated record
AUGACCAUAUUUUUUUGUAAAGGAAAUGAGGCUUUGCACCAUUUGACACUUGCUGGUGGAAAUGAAUUGCUUAUUUUGAUGCAGACAUGGGAUGGUGUAUGGAAGUAUGCACAUUAUACCGACUUUUAUAUCGGCCCUAAGAACGACAAUUAUACGCUUUACUUAUCGGAAUACAGUGGCACAGCAGUAACAGUCUGCAAGACCGUGACACCAAUUACCAAAGCAAAAAAUUGUUCUGAAGUUCAAUCUCAAGGUCAUUCGUGUAGUGGUGUGUACACUAUUCACCCUUCUGUUAACAUCCAAAAAGAUGUUUGGUGUGACCUACAUACACUAGAGGGUCGAUGGACAGUAUUCCAACGAAGGAAAGACGGUUCUGUGGAUUUUUAUCGAAGGUGGUCGGACUAUGAACAUGGCUUUGGUGAUCCUACAACAGAAUACUGGAUAGGGAAUGAGGCUUUGUACCAUUUGACACUUUCUAGAGGAAAUGAAUUGCUUAUUUUGAUGCAGUCCUGGGAUGGUGUAUGGAAGUAUGCUCAUUAUACUGACUUUUAUAUCGGCUCUAAGAACGACAACUAUAGGCUUCACUUAUCGGAAUACAGUGGCUCAGCAGGUAACAGUCUGUUAAGGCAGGUAGGAUAUAAAUUUAGUACAUUUGGUACCGAUAAUGAUGUCUGGAGUGGAUCUUGUAAUCCGCAGUACCAUAAGGGAGGCUUUUGGUUUAGUGAUUGCGGUGGUUCCGAUCUAAAUGGAUACUAUUACAGUUCUGGGAUUAAUUCCGACGAUUCAUGUCACUGGUGGAAAUUUGCAGGAUCUCGAGAGUCUUUGAAAACCAUUUAUAUGAUGGUUCGAUAA